UGUUCCUCUGGGCAAUCCUCCAGCAAUACUGCCCCUACGAGCUCCGCCGCUACCUCGAGAAGCUCACCCACCGCCUCUCCGCCUACUUACUACCCCUACAUCAAGAUCUCCGUCCACGAGUUCACCGCCGACGGCCGCCUCAAGCGGAGCGAGGCCUACUCCGCCGUCGAGGCCUACCUCUCCACCAACUCCUCCCGCUCCGCCAACCGCCUCAAGGCCGAGAUGUCGUCCCGCGACUCCAACUCCCUCGUCCUCACCAUGGACGACCACGAGCUCGUCGCCGACCACUUCGCCGGCGUCAAAGUCCGGUGGGUCGCCUCCAAAAUCGCCAACCCGACCCAACCGGGUCUCUACCACCCGGCCCAACCGGAGCGCCGCUUCUACCGCCUCACCUUCCACAAGCGCCACCGCCAGCUCAUCACCGACGAAUACCUCCCCCACGUGGUCCGGGUCGGGAAGGAGAUCCGGACCCGGAACCGGCAGCGGAAGCUGUUCACCAAUUCCCCCAAGAUGUGGAGCCACAUCAAUUUCGAGCACCCGGCGACCUUCGAGACCAUGGGCCUCGAUCCGGCGAAGAAGAAAGACAUCAUCGAUGACCUCGUCACAUUUACAGAGAGCAGGGAGUUCUACUCCCGAAUCGGCAAGGCGUGGAAAAGGGGGUAUUUGCUCUACGGCCCGCCGGGGACCGGGAAAUCGACCAUGAUCGCCGCCAUGGCCAAUUUGCUCAACUACGACGUCUACGACCUCGAGCUGACGGCGGUGAAGGACAAUACGGAGCUCAGGAAGCUGCUGAUCGAGACGACGAGCAAGUCGAUCAUCGUGAUCGAGGACAUCGAUUGCUCGCUCGAUUUGACGGGGCAGAGGAAGAAGAAUCAGAAGUGGCUGUCGGAUGAGGAGAGGGACGGGAAGCAGACCGAGAAGGAGAUUGGUGGUGGUCGGAGCGUCGGCGGGGGGAGUAGUAGGGUUACUUUGUCUGGGCUGCUGAAUUUCAUUGACGGAUUAUGGUCAGCUUGUGGAGGGGAGAGGCUGAUUGUGUUCACGACGAAUUACGUCGAGAAGCUGGAUCCGGCUCUGAUACGGAGAGGGAGGAUGGACAAGCAUAUAGAGCUUUCUUACUGCAGCUUCGAGGCGUUUAAAGUGCUGGCGAGGAACUAUCUGAAGCUGGACGAAGAAGAAGGCGACGAUCAUCCGAUGUUCGCGACCGUGGAGAGGCUGAUGAAGGAGAUGAAGAUCACCCCUGCUGAUGUUGCUGAGAAUCUGAUGCCGAAAUCGCCUUUGGAUGAUGCGGAUACUUGUCUGUCAAGGUUGAUUCUGGCUAUGGAGGAGGCUAAGGAAGCGGCUGAGAUGGAGAGGGAGGUGGCUGCGGCGAGGAAGCUGGUGGAAGAGAAGGAGAAGAAAGUAGUUGGCAUGGUUAAUGGUUCGCCGGAAAAUGGUGUAGCCCCUCACUAG
Molecule: messenger RNA, 1449 nt
Organism: Linum tenue
Lineage: Eukaryota; Viridiplantae; Streptophyta; Magnoliopsida; Malpighiales; Linaceae
Source: the annotation of a GenBank genome assembly